Messenger RNA from Heterobilharzia americana, 3035 nucleotides. The record is from the annotation of a GenBank genome assembly. Lineage: Eukaryota; Metazoa; Platyhelminthes; Trematoda; Strigeidida; Schistosomatidae.
AUUGGAUGUUGGCGACAUCCACUCGAGGUGGUCUGGGGCGCUCACUUUAGAAAUAUUGCAAAUUUCACAUUCGUGCAUUAAACAGCAAUGGUUUUUUCUAAUCAUUGACUUCAAAUCGCAUCGUUAUCUAUACUUAAUCUUGUUUAAAUGACAGUUUAACUGGAGUCAUCACCUUUGUAAUGACCAUUUACAUAGAAUUAUCUACAUAAUGACAAUGAAAAAUGAGUCUAUUAUUUCAUUAUUUUCUGAAUACUUACUACGUGAACAUCGAAGUGAUAUAUACAGGAUUUCACUUCUUCAUUCAGAACCUUAUCAAUCAGUUAUUGUUCAUUUCAAUAAUUUAUGCGAAUUCAACAGUAUAUUUUCAGAACUUCUUUUAUCGAAACCUGAAGAGACAUUGAAUCUAUUGAAUAAAAGUGUUCGUCUAGUUCUACAGUCAAACAAGCCAGAAGAUAUUAAACACACUAUUUGUCGACAAAAUGUAUAUAUACGCUUGACAGCUUUACCAGUUAUACCAGAAGUGUAUAAAAAUCAUAUACCAACAUCGAAUGAUAUUGGAAAGUUUAUUGCUCUCAGAGCUAUUGUUAGUCGAGUUGGUCCCGUACAAGUUCUUGAAGGUGAAGCACAAUUCACUUGUAUACAAUGUGGAUACACAUUUACUGUAUAUGCUAAUUUUGAAAAUCUUUAUACAAUUAAACCUCCACGUUAUUGUCCUAAUCGUCAACAAUCAUGUCAUAGUAUAAAUUUAAAACGUGUAUCCAAUUCACAUUUCUGUGCUAAAAAUUAUCAAGAGAUUAGAGUACAUGAACAGUUCAGUUGUUUAACAGUCGGAGUUAUGCGACGAUCAAUGUGUGUUUGUAUUGAAGAUGAUUUAUUAGAGUCUGUAAAACCAGGAGAUGAAGUAGUCAUCAAUGGGAUUGUAACACGUCGAUGGCGAUGUAUGAAAGAGGGUGCACCAUGUGAAAUUUCUACAUUUCUUAAAGCAAAUUAUAUCGAAAAUUUAACUGAACUAAAAGCUGGUGGUGGACCAAGUCAAAUAUCUUAUGAAAGAGUACUAGAGUUUGAAGCAUACUGGAGUAAAUAUACAAAUUUUCGUUCUGCUUUAGAGGCUAGAAAUUUACUUAUACGAAGUAUUUGUCCAGAAGUAUAUGGAAUGUAUCUAAUCAAAUUAUCGUUGGCUUUAAUGCUUGCAAGUGCACCGGAAUGGUAUUCAGCAUCUGAUGAUUCUGGAACAGGAGUUGAUGAAUUGUCUGUACGUAUUCGAGGCAAUCCUCAUAUUCUACUCAUUGGUGAUCCUGGUACUGCGAAAUCAGUUCUACUGCGUGGAUGUACAGCUUUGUGUGAGAGAGCUGUGCUAACAGCUGCAACAGGUACUACUGCAGCCGGUUUGACUGCUACAGCUAUACGUGAUUCUAGUGGUUGGACACUUGAUGCUGGUGCUCUUGUUUUAGCUGAUGGUGGCUUAUGCGCUAUUGACGAGUUUACUGCAUUACAUGGUGCUCAUCGUGCAGCAGUCCAUGAAGCAAUGGAACAACAAACUAUUAGUUUAGCUAAAGCUGGUCUUAUGGCUCGACUUAAUUGUCGUUGUUCUAUACUAGCAGCUGCUAAUCCAACUCCAAGUUCUGUUGCAAAUGGAAGUGAAGAUUUCGGUCUACCAACUCCACUGUUAAGUCGUUUUGAUAUCAUAUGGCGGCUAGUUGAUCCAAUCGAUUCAACGGAAUGGGAUCGUCGAAUAGCUAACUUUGUCUUGGAUUUAGAUCAACCAACAAAUGACGUUAGGAAUAAAGGAACAACAAAACAUCAUCUUUGGUCUACAAAUGAUUUGAAAGAAUAUUUUGUAUGGAUUCGUGAUCGUUUUAAGCCACAGUUAACAAUGGCUGCUGCUAAUCUUCUUCAACGUUAUUAUAUUUGGCAACGAAGUCAAAUGUCCAAUUUCUUUGAUGAUACUAUAACAGGUGUAUAUGGUAGACGAACAUUACGUUUACUAGAAAGUCUUGUACGACUAACCAAAGCACAUGCUAGAUUAAUGUGUCGAAAUGAAGCUAUUGUAGAGGAUGCUGUAGUUAUAAUCUAUCUAGUUGAUUGUUCACUUUAUUCAACUAGUUCUAUUCGAACCAAUGAAUUCAACUCAUGUAUUACAUUAUCUAAUUAUAUAACACCAGAAUUGAUUGUUUCAUCUAAUAUACCAGAGAAUGCAUAUUUUGAUUAUACAGAAAUUGAAAAAUUAGUAUUAACCACUUUAAACAAUCAUCAUCAUCAUCAUCAACAUCAUCAAGAUAAUGUACAUAUGAAAGAUGAUGUUCAUUUGAAUAAUUUUAUGAUACAAUUGAAUGAAAAUACUAAUCAUAUUGUUCAAGUAGAACCUUUACUUUCUUCAACUCAACUUAUUCGAAAUACUGAUAAAAAUGAUGAUAUAGAUAGUAAUACAAUAAAAUUAUAUAACCAAAAACAUUACAAACAACAAUUUAAUUUAUCAUCUUAUAAAAGACUUUAUCAUCAUUUAUCAACUAAUACAAAUAAUGAUAAUAUACAUCUCAUAUCAUCAAUGAAUCAAGAGAAUAUAGUUACACCUACUAUUCCACGAUUAAAAACUUUUAAAUGGACAGCAUUAAAUGAAUCUGUAGAUGAGAAAGACAAUAAUAAUAAUAAUAAUAAUAAUACCAAUAAUAUUAUUGGUAUAAACCUUUAUGGAAUAAACAUUUAUCCUCCCAAUCAUUGGACAUUUUAAAUGAUUCAUUCAAACAAAAAAAUUUACCUGGCGUUCAAUGUUCAAUUGUAGAUAAUUAUAAUGCUACUAUUUCUGCCGUUAAUAAUAAUAAUGAUGAUGAUGAUAAUAAUAUGAUAUCGUUUGGUUUUAAUAUGAUGACUGAUGAUGAAAACACCCUUAAAAUGAAUUUGAAAGAUGAAGAUUUUGAAAUAGAUUUGUAGCGUGGAAAAUAUGCAAGUAAAACGUUUUUCUUUUUUUACUUCUCACCUCCCCUCCCCCUCCCUCCAAGAUCUAUUUAUCUGAAUAAAGUAUUUUAUGUUUUACUUGA